AUGGAACCAGCGAACUACGAGUUCUCCUACAAAGUGAGCGACUAUGAGAGCGGAAUUGACUUUGGCCACGCGGAAAACAGGCAGGACGAUAAAGCAGAAGGGACGUACUUUGUCGUACUUCCUGAUGGAACCAAACAGGUGGUAGAGUACGAGGCUGAUGAAGAUGGAUUCAAGCCAAGGAUCUCGGUAAUACCAGCCGACACUGCAUCUAGCCGCGCAGGUGACGGGUCUUAUUUACACAACUCCAUAAUCCUAUAG
Parnassius apollo (apollo) is the source of this 258-nucleotide messenger RNA. NCBI's taxonomy places the organism in Eukaryota, Metazoa, Arthropoda, Insecta, Lepidoptera, Papilionidae. The record is from the annotation of a GenBank genome assembly.